Phytophthora nicotianae INRA-310 is the source of this 872-nucleotide messenger RNA. RefSeq lists its product as hypothetical. The record is from RefSeq and is a predicted model, not a curated record. The coding region runs from base 206 to 757 and encodes 183 amino acids. Lineage: Eukaryota; Oomycota; Peronosporomycetes; Peronosporales; Peronosporaceae. The transcript has a single exon.
AGAUGAGAAUCCUUUUGGAUGCUGACCCAGCAGCAUUGCUGGUGUCCAUCUGGGCGGUGAUCAGCAUCAGUAAUGCACAGCGCAGGAAACUCGCUGGUUCUACCUGUCCGAGUCCAAGCGACUUGCUUGGUUGGCGCCACGCUUCUAAGUGAUUCACUUUGCGACUUACCCUUCUCGACCCAAGUCUACAAGAACCAAGAUCGCCAUGCGUUUCGCUUACACGACGUUGUUACUCGUCUUAGCUUUUAUCGCUAGCUCCAAUGCUGUUUUAACCGUCGCCAAGGACGAAGACCAACUCAUUCUGUCGAGUAAAAUGGGAGCUACUCGUACCCACCCGAUAAGGGCUGACGAUGAUAAGAACGUCGUCAGAUCAUUGCGGUCAGUUGCUACCGCCGUUGAGAUCGAUGCUGUGGGCGAUGAAGAGAGGCUGUCUCUUAGUAGCAUUCCAGGCGUGUCGAAGCUAAAACAACUGAUGAAUAGUGGGAAGUCCAAGGACCUGAUCAAUUACCUCAAGUAUAAGUUCUCGGUUAUACUUGGAAAGAAGGAGGCUGAUAUCUUCAAUUGUUGGACCGAGCAAGGGAAAGACCUGGAUGAUCUCUACAAAAUCUGGUUGAGAGCAGACAAGAAGCCUGAUGACGUUUACCGCAUUAUGGGCAUUCAGGCCGCGCACCCUUACAACAGUCCACACCUCAACAAAUUCGUUACCUAUCGCAAUCUAUACAACAAAAAACAUGGCAUCCCGUAUUCCCGUGCUUGAGCAGACGCGGUAGUAGUAUAACGAGAAAUUGAGAAUGCCCCUGAUCUUGCUGUUACGUGUGUUACUCUAAUUCUCUUACACGUAUGAGCGUCUUUGACGGUUAAAAUCUCACAGC